AUGUCUUUAAAAGCCAUAGCACUCUACGACUGCGAAGCCGAUGAUGACGCAGAACUGUCUUUUAAGAAAGGAGAUAUCUUUACUAACGUGGUUGAUGCUAGUGAUGAAGGGUGGAUCGAAGCUACAAAAGAAGGGACAAACGAGCGUGGUUUCGUGCCGAAAGACUAUGUUGAAAUAAAAGAACAACCAAAACCUCCACCACGACCGUUUCGAAAAAACACGAACAUAAAUAAUGGCGUUAAAAUAUCGUCCAACGCAAGUCCGCCCGCACCGCCAAAGGUAGAAAUACCAAAUGGUAGUACAGUUAAUUCAGAACGCCCACCUCUAAUUAGCAGCAAACCAAAAAAAUUACCUACUGGUGCAUUAGCUUUAUUUGAAGGAAAUGGAAGCAACAUCAACAGUAACAACUCUACAGUUUCUAGUCGAUCGCUAAAUAAACCCGCACCCCCGCCUAAGCCAAAAGUUUUCCCGAUAAUGAAUAAUCUUCAAGAGAGCGAAAAUGAAGCUGAGAUUGUGCUUCCUUCUGUUAGUGAACGAAAGAAGGCAUUAGAACAGAAAGUUAAUACGAGCACUUCAAAACCUUCAAUUUUUAAAGAACUUUCCUCUGAAAAAUCCGAAACUAAAAUUGGUUUUUCACAAAGGCCAUCAGAUAUCAAAAAUCAAAUAGAAUCGCAAGAUGAAGAUGCGGAACCUCAACUGUUGCGUCCAUCUGCUUUAAAAGAGAAACAAAAACCGGCAAUACCCGCAAAACCAUCAAUAUCCUCAAAACCCGCAAUACCCUCAAAACCUAUCAUCACACCACCAAUACUUGGAAUUAAACCUUCCCUAAAUAAAACGAAUCCGACUGUACCUGCUCGAAAUGGAAAAAGUCAUACUCAAACUUCAGAUUCAGAUGAUGAAGUAACAUCUUCAAGAUCAAAUUCUUUAUUCCCGAAAUCAGAAACACAAAAUAAGCGACCGCCUCUUCCUCCAAGAAAACUCUCAGAUACGAGUGAAUCCUCAGAGAAAAUAACUAUCCCACCAAAGAUGCCGCCAAGGCCUUCCACUGUAUCAGAGAAAACAACAGAGUCUGUUGUUCUGUACCAAUCCAAAUUUAAUAAUAGACUUGAGGAAGCAGAAACGGGUGCUAAAUCAAAAGUACAAGAUCAAGCCGCGAUAGGAGCAAGAAAAGGUGUUUCUGCCGGGUUCCAAGAAGGACAAAACAAGCUAACUCAGAGAUUUGGUAGAAAAUUACCAGGUCAAGAUAAAAUAUUUAACAAAGCUGAAAGUCUCGCGCAGGCUGAAGCGGAUAAACAAGCACGUGUAGCUGCUGGUGAUGCAUUUGAUGAAAACAUGGAAAAUGCGAAAUCAAAUGUAAAAUCAAAUGCAAAGUCAAAAUACGAAUCUUCUGAGCUGAAAAGCAAUGGUUCUAUUAGAGGAUUUUCAACCCCAAAACUUCCCAAUAGUGUAAAAGGAUUUAAAAUCACUACAUCCGAAUCAGAAAGUACCUCUUCAUCUGCACCACCCCCAUUACCUGCUCGGAAAAAAAACCAACUUAUCAAAGAGCAACGGAGAUAA
This is a messenger RNA of Ambispora leptoticha, 1557 nucleotides long. The record is from the annotation of a GenBank genome assembly. NCBI's taxonomy places the organism in Eukaryota, Fungi, Glomeromycota, Glomeromycetes, Archaeosporales, Ambisporaceae.